Solanum verrucosum is the source of this 1748-nucleotide messenger RNA. RefSeq names its product beta-amyrin 28-monooxygenase-like. The transcript has 4 exons. Bases 8 to 1447 code for a protein of 479 amino acids. Gene Ontology annotation, molecular function: iron ion binding; heme binding; monooxygenase activity. Lineage: Eukaryota; Viridiplantae; Streptophyta; Magnoliopsida; Solanales; Solanaceae. The record is from RefSeq and is a predicted model, not a curated record. Gene Ontology annotation, biological process: sterol metabolic process.
AAAAGCGAUGACAUUAACAGUGUACCUAAUCCUUUUUGUAUCUUUCGUAUUCUUUUUCAAUCAUCUCCUCAAAAAAAGAAGAAAGUCAUCAUCAAAUCUUCCUCCCGGCCGCUACGGAUGGCCAUUAAUCGGAGAAACUUUGGAGUUUCUCCGAUUAAACCGGGAGGGAAAGUCGGAGAAAUUUGUUCAGGACAGAAUGGAUAAGUAUGAAUCUGAAGUUUUCAAGACAUCAAUAAUGGGUGCAAAAAUGGUGGUAUUGUGUGGUCCUGCAGCAAACAAGUUUUUGUUUGGAAACCAUAAUAAAUUGGUCACAACUUGGUGGCCAACUUCUGUGAAACAGCUGCUUGGGAAGAGUUUGACUAAUAGUCAUGGGGAUGAAGCUAAACAUUUGAGGAAGAUGUUGUAUUAUUUUGUUAGUCCAGAUGCUUUCUCAAAGCUCUAUAUUAAGACCAUGGAGUUCACUACUCACCACCAUCUUAAGAAUUACUGGCAAGGCAAAAAGGAGGUGAAAGUUUUUCCAACUGUCAAGUUACACACAUUUGAUUUGGCAUGUCGCCUAUUCAUGAACCUUGAAGACUCAAAUCGAAUUUCAAAGCUCUUCAAUCUAUUCAACAUUUUCUUGAAAGGAGUCAUAUCUAUAGCCCUAAACAUUCCUGGAACUAAAUUUUACUAUGCAAAGAGAGCAACAAAGACUAUCCGUGAAGAACUUGUAUUAAUUGUGAAGGAGAGAAGAGAGGCCGUAGAACAGAAAUUAUCAGAUUCUCCUCCACAAGAUCUUUUGUCACAUUUACUUCUAUUUCCGGAUGAGAAUGGUAAAUUCAUGUCCGAACUAGAGGUAGCUGAUAACAUCCUCAUGAUGAUCUUUGCCGGCCAUGAUACCACCACUGUUACUAUAACAUUAGUGAUGAAGUAUCUCGCGGAGCUGCCUCAUGUUUAUGAAAACGUUUUACAAGAACAAAAGGAGGUUGCAUUAUCAAAAGGAGGAAGGGAAUACUUGAAUUGGGAUGACAUACAAAAGAUGACGUAUACAUGGGAUGUAGUGUCUGAAGUUCUCAGGUUAACAUCACCAAUUAUUGGAAGCUGGAAAGAAGUACUAGAGGAUUUUAACUACCAAGGUUAUAGCAUUCCAAAAGGAUGGAAGAUAUAUUGGAAUGUCCCUGCAACACACAUGGAUCCUAAAGUGUUUCCCGAUGCUAAAAACUUUGAUACAUCAAGAUUUGAAGGAGCAGGACCAACACCAUUUUCAUAUAUUCCAUUCGGAGGAGGGCCUAGAAUGUGCUUGGGGAAAGAGUUUGCACGACUGGAGAUUCUUGUUUUUAUCCACAAUGUUGUCAAGGAUUUCAGAUGGAAGUUAUUGAUUCCAAAUGAGAAAAUCGAAUAUGAUCCCAUGCCCACACCAAUUGAAGGACUUCCUAUUCUUCUUCAACCCUCAGAAGAUAUUUCUUGAUCACUUCCCUCCCAUUCUAGUUGCCAGUGAAAGAAAAAACGACACUAGAUAUUAGAAAUGAGCACUCAGUGUCAAUGCGCUUCAAAAGAGCCAUUCAUGUACAAUCCAUAUUGGAUCUGAUCAACUGCCCAUCCUAUCUUUUUUACAUUUUGACCCAAGUAAGAAAAGUUAUGUUCAUAUAUCUAGAAAUAUAUUUCUAUUGAACUGUGAAAUGUUAUGUGCUGUCAUUUAUUAUACUUAAAUAUAGUUAUGGAAUUUACGAAACAUCUUUAAUUAUGUGGACUAUUCUAAUAUUUGAAGA